AUGACCAUGCCAACAGUCAAACCGGAGGCAACUUGUCAGUUUUUUGGCUAUUCCAAAAUUACCCCUGGGCUCAACCCUAUCCUCUCCUCCCCCUCUUCUCCCGCACGCACACACCAGGAGCAUGGCGGCGCGAGGAACCAGCCGGCGCCGGCGCCGCCCUGCAGCUCCUCCCUCCCUCUGAUCGACCCUCUCCGCCACCCAUCCCCAGCUCCCUCCGUGCGCCGCCCUCCUCCUCCUCCUCCCUGGGUUCGUGGCUGGGUAGCCCAACGCCCUCACUCCCGCUCGUCGGCGCCUGGCUGGUCGCCCGACGCAUCGGCUCCGGCGCCAGCCAGCCCAACGGCGCAGCUCCGGUCAGAGGGAUCCGCCCCAGCUCGUCCCGGAUCAGUUCGGCGGCCUCCUCUGCUCCAUUGCAACCUGACCCAGCUCGUCCAUCUGCUCGAGUUCUUCCCGGAUCAGCCCGACGGCGGCGCUCCAUUGCUUGGCACCGACCGGACCAGCUCGCGGCCUCCCCUGCAACCUCGCCUUCGAGUGGCUCCUCUGCCUCCAACCCUCCAGUACAUCUCCAGCGGCAAAAGAGUUGAUUCAAUGGGCGAUUUCAAAGUAGAAAUAGAUGUUCGGUCCUAUUUGAUGAUUGUAGACGGCAAAAGAGUUUACAGAAGGGGCAAAACAUGGGAUUUCAUGGUCGGUCGGGACUUGUCUGUGGCGCGGAUAAAGGAGGUUGUGGAGGAGAAGUUCAAGUGGUCUCCUGAUCAGAGAAUGACCAUUUGGUAUGGAACAGGAUAUAACACCAUCCCAUUGAUCUCUGAAUCAGAGAUAGCUGAAUUGUUUGAUAGGUGUUCUAACACAAAAAUAGUGAGGUUUGGUGUGACCAUUGAGAACAAACAGCAACACAAGGAACAAGAUCCUGUCAUGGCCGAGGAUAUGGAUGAUCAACCUAUUCAUGCUCCAUUCUUUGCUUGGUCGAAGCAAGCCUAUAAAGGCGAGUAUGAGGAUGAUGAGCCUGUAGGAUGCGGUGAGGAGAACACCUAUUUGCAUGAGAAUGCAGAGUCAAAGGGGAAUGCAGAGUCAAAGGAGAAAAAUGUCGAGCCAAAGGCUGCAAGAGUACCAUUGGGAACACUAGAUGUUGACAACUCUUAUGAUCCACAUCGUGUGCGAGGGGAUGAUGAGACAUUACUCGCAAACAAUGUGGCUCCUACUUAUCUCCACGAUAAAAAGAAUCCUCGAAUUGAAGUAGGAGCCACAUUUCCUAACUCCAAAGCAUUUAGAGUUGCAUUGAGACAACUAGCAAUUAGAGAAGAUUGGUCUUUUGACACGCAGUAUAGUGACACUAAAAGAUUCAGGGCUAGUUGCACCGAUGAGGAUUGUCCAUGGAGGAUACAUGCCUCCAAGUUACCGAACACUAACACUUUCAUGGUAAAGAAACUUCCCUUUGAACAUAUUUGUGGGAGCAAAAACUGCAGCAAAGGAAUGGCAAAUAGAGAUUGGCUCGCUGAUAAAGGGGAGGCUGCACUUGAGGAGAAUGCCACGGUGAGUGCAAAACAGCUAAAAGAACGCUUGCAAAGGGAGUAUGAUAUUAAGCUUCAAUACACCGAUGUUUGGAAAGGGAGAGCUCGUGCAAAAGGAUCAAUUAGAAGGUACAUAUGAAGAGAAUUUUCAGUUGUUGUGGAACUUUAGAGCUGAAUUGUUGGCAGCCAAUCCUGGAAGUAUAUUUGAGAUAGACGUAAAAACAACUACCAAUAAUAAGGGUGAAAUUGUGCAUGUUUUCAAUAGGUUGUUCAUUGCCUUCAAGCCAUGCAUUGAUGGGUUUUUGGCAGGGUGUAGACCAUAUUUGGGGGUUGACGCAACUUUUCUUUGUGGGAAAUACACUGGCCAAUUGGCAGCCGCAAUUGGUGUAGAUGGGCAUAGUUGGAUGUUUCCGGUAGCAUUUGGAAUAUUUGAGAAAGAGAAUACAGAAAAUUGGGUAUGGUUCAUGGAGCAAUUGAAAUUGGCUAUUGGAGAACCACAAGGGCUUGCAAUCCAUACCGAUGCAUGCAAGGGGUUGGAGAAUGCCAUUUCCAAGGUAUACCCAAAUUGUGAACAUAGAGAAUGCAUGAUGCAUCUAAUGCUCAACUUCAAGGAAAAGUUCAAAGGUGACAUACUAGAUAAUAUGUGGCCUGCAGCUUGGACAUAUGAAGUAGAGAAGCAUGAUUCACUAAUGGCAGAAAUACAAGCACAAAGCGUCGAAGCAAUAGCCUAUUUGAACAUGCAUCACAACCGUGUGUGGACAAGAAGCAAAUUUUCAGCAAUGAUAAAAGUUGAGUAUGUUAGCAAUAAUUUGGCAGGGGUUUUCAACAAUUGGAUUAAGGAUGUGAAGCAACUUGCACUUGUUGAGCUUUUGGACAACCUUAGAGAAAUGAUAAUUAUAUUGUUCGAGAAAAGGAGAGCCGUUGGUGAAGCGCUGCUAGGUUACAUACUACCUAGUGUGAUAAAGGAGUUGAAUCUGAAAAGUAAGGGGCUGCAUUAUUUGGAAGCAAGAGCUUCGCCAAAUAUAGCUGAGAUUUCAGGAAAUGGAUGGAGGCACAUCGUUAACUUGAAGAAAAACGAGUGCUCUUGUAGAAGAUGGCAGAUUUGUCGUAAACCUUGCACACAUGCUCUUUGGUUCAUCUUCUCCAAAAAAGCCAAGCUAGAGGAUUAUGUUGCAGAGUGCUUCUCAGUGGCAAGGUUCCAAGCGGCAUAUGCUGGAGUUCUCAUGCCAAUUAGGGGCAGAUCCCAAUGGCCCAAGGUAAAUCCCGGAUUUGAUAUGAUCCCUCCCAAACUUACCAAGAGUGCUGGACGUCCAAGAACUAGGAUGAUAAAGAAUUACACCGAAGGUGGAACCGGUAGAAGACACAAAUGCAAAAGAUGUGGAGCAAUAGGCCAUCUCCGAAAGACAUGCAAGGAGCCUGAGAUGGAAAGUGACGCGGAUCAAGAUGCUACUCCUCCUCCGCGGAAAAAGUCAAAGGUUGAAGCAAGCAUUGCGGCUACUUCUCCUAAGACACCAACUAAGCACAGUACUCAACUUGAUACUCCUACGAGUCCGAUGACAAGGCAGAGGGCAACAGCUAUUGCAAUUGCUUGUACACCUCCUAGUGGAUCUACAAGGAGUAAAAUUGCUGCUCCUAGCCCUCUACGACGAGUUUAGUGCAUUUGGUUGGGAGAAUCAUCAUCUUUUGCUUAUGGUUGUGAGAACCAUGAUCUUUUGUUUGAAGAAAUAGUGGUCUGAACCAUUAUGUGUUGAUGCUAGCUUCUUUUGAACCAUUAUGUAUCGUUGUUGAUGUUAUCUUAUUUCGAACCAUUAUGUAUCAUUGUUAAUUUGUUGCUAUAUUGAUGUUCAAUGAUGCAAACUGAGAUUAUGCUGAAUUGGUGAUGUUUU
Molecule: messenger RNA, 3391 nt
Organism: Triticum dicoccoides
Lineage: Eukaryota; Viridiplantae; Streptophyta; Magnoliopsida; Poales; Poaceae
Exons: 5
Coding region: 1-1644 (547 amino acids)
Source: RefSeq, a predicted model, not a curated record